Acytostelium subglobosum LB1 is the source of this 738-nucleotide messenger RNA. RefSeq lists its product as hypothetical. The record is from RefSeq and is a predicted model, not a curated record. Gene Ontology annotation, biological process: endocytosis. Gene Ontology annotation, cellular component: membrane; clathrin vesicle coat. Bases 1 to 738 code for a protein of 245 amino acids. NCBI's taxonomy places the organism in Eukaryota, Evosea, Eumycetozoa, Acytosteliales, Acytosteliaceae. The transcript is spliced from 4 exons.
AUGGAUGACGAGGAAUAUGAACAAACACUCUUGAUCAAGAAGGAGUGCUUUAUAUAUAGGAUUCCACCUCGUCCAGGUGCUGCAGGUUACAAGGCACAAGAUUGGGACCCCUCAACAUAUAUCUGGUCAGGUAGAUUGGUUAUCAUUGCUAAAGGCGAUCAUUGUACUAUCAAGUUUGAAGAUCCUACAUCAGGUGAGAUCUUUGCUCAAUGUCCUGUUGAACCAAACUCUGUAGAGCCUGUGAUUGAUAGCAGCCGUUACUUUGUAAUUAAGAUCAAGGAUCAGAACCGUCAUGCCGUUGUUGGUAUGGGAUUCACAGACAGAUCUGAUGCAUUCGACUUUAAUGCAACACUACAAGAUCAUCAAAACUAUGUAAGGAAUAAGAAGCAAUCAGAGAUUGCCAAACAGAACUAUGAUAAUACACCAAAGCAGGAUUAUAGUCUGAAAUCAGGUCAAACUAUUCAUAUCCCAUUCAAGUCUACUAGUGCCACUACCAACCUUCCAAAGGUCACAGGUUCAAUGCAACCAACUAGUGGCGGUGGAUUCCUGCUCUCGCCACCACCACCAUCCAACUCGAGAAGUGUUGCCAGACCAACUGGUGGCGCCGUACCACAACAGCAACAGCAACACCAACAACAAUUCCAAUUCUCGUUCGAUGGUCAAGAGCAACAACAACAACAACAACAGCCUCCACAAACUAGUAGCAACCAGCCAUGGGGAAGCUCCUCAUUCUUCUAA